Colletotrichum higginsianum IMI 349063 is the source of this 615-nucleotide messenger RNA. Its product is annotated as M6 family metalloprotease. NCBI's taxonomy places the organism in Eukaryota, Fungi, Ascomycota, Sordariomycetes, Glomerellales, Glomerellaceae. The transcript has a single exon. Bases 1 to 615 code for a protein of 204 amino acids. The record is from RefSeq and is a predicted model, not a curated record.
AUGCCGAAAAACUUCUAUGCCCGGCCCCCGGCCCCACAAUCAGCGCCGUACACGACCCACGCCGGCCCGCCGGGCAAGGCCGACAUCCUCAGCCGCCAGCUCGCCGCGCUGCCCCUCAUCGCGCUGCUCUACACCGCCGCCGUGCCCUUCACGCCGGUCACGUGGGUUCUCGGCAUCGACGGGAGCUCCCUCUUCGACCGCCUCUUCGCCGGCAUAGUCAUGCUCUCGGCGUGCUACUUCCAAUGGCGAAUCGCCGGCCUGACGUCGCCCCUCGCAGUCUUCCUACCCGGGGUCGCCGACACCAGGAUCAGAAACGGGCGGAUCGAGCAGGCGGGUUCGGGCGCGGGGUUCGUCUGGCACCCGGGGAACUACUGGCCGUGCGUCAUCUGCGAGGCGAUGCUCCUCUGCGUCGCCGAGUUCGGGGGCAACGAGCUGCUGAGGAGAUGCAUCGUUUGCGGCAUCGUUGCUGGGUUGUGGAUCGUCGGGUACCACGCGACGCCCGAGUCGACGAGGCGGUGGGCCUAUGAGAGGAUCAAGUCCUGGCUGUUCUGGAUGGUGCUAGAUGAGAUGAUGCGCGUCGGGGGGAGGAGCUACGGCGCACGACGGCGGAGAUGA